This is a messenger RNA of Vigna umbellata (rice bean), 2136 nucleotides long. Lineage: Eukaryota; Viridiplantae; Streptophyta; Magnoliopsida; Fabales; Fabaceae. The record is from RefSeq and is a predicted model, not a curated record.
AUGAUUGAAAUUCUUACGAAUAUUCAGUUGAUAGCUUCUCUCUUCCUCUUCCUUUCCCUCCUCCUUCCCCUCAUCGUCUUCUUCUACUCCUCACGUUUCAACAACAAACAGGCUGCUCCAAAUAAACAAACCGUUACUAUCCCAUCAUAUCCACUCAUUGGCUCCUACUUAGCCCUUAAACGCACCGGCAACCGAAGUCUUCAAUGGGAAUCUGAUAUAGUCCAAAUCUCACACGCCAACACCAUCACCUUCCACCGCCCACUGGGUCACCUCCAAGUCUUCACUGGCAACCCUGCCAACGUCGAGCACAUUCUCAAGACCCGCUUCUCCAACUACCAAAAGGGCAAUACCGUCAUUAGUACGCUCUCCGACUUCCUCGGCACGGGGAUAUUCAACUCCGAUGGCAACACAUGGAAGUUCCAAAAACAACUCGCAAGCCACGAAUUCAAUACAAAGUCUCUCCGCAAGUUUGUGGAGCAAGUGGUGGAUGCCAAACUCUCCCACCACCUCAUCCCCAUCAUGGCUUCAGCGGCACAACAAGACCAGACCCUCGAUUUCCAAGACAUCCUCCAACGCUUCGCCUUCGAUAACAUCUGCAAAAUCGCCUUUGGAUUCGACGCAAACUACCUGACGCCAUCGGUUGAACGGAGCAAGUUCGCGGUGGCGUACGAAGAAGCGACAGAGAUAAUCAUUAAUCGGUUCCGCGAACUGUUUCCGUUAGAGUGGAAAGUGAAGAGGGCGCUUAACAUAGGUUCGGAAAAGCGGUUGCGAAUGGCAGUGAGGGAAGUGCGCGAGUUCGCGAAGAACAUAGUAAGAGAGAAGAAGAGGGAGUUGAAGGAGAAGGACUCCCUUGAAUCGGUAGACAUGCUUUCGCGUUUCUUGAGUUCGGGGCACUCUGAUGAAGACUUUGUGACGGACAUAGUCAUAAGCUUCAUAUUGGCGGGGAAGGAUACCACGUCAGCAGCGCUGACCUGGUUUUUCUGGCUGCUAUCGAAGAACCCUCGAGUGGAGAAGGAGAUUGUGAAUGAGAUAUUGGACAAAUCGGAGGCUGCGGUUUACGAUGAAGUGAAGCAUAUGGUUUACACGCAUGCAUCAUUGUUCGAGAGCAUGAGACUGUACCCACCGGUGCCCACGGACACCAAGGAAGCGGUGGAGGACGACGUUUUGCCGGAUGGGACGGUGGUGAAGAAGGGGUCGCUGGUGACUUAUCACGUGUACGCCAUGGGGAGGUUGGAGAGUAUUUGGGGUGAGGAUUGGGCAGAGUUUAAGCCAGAGAGGUGGUUAGAGAAGCUUGAAUCCGGAAAGUGGAAGUUUGUGCCAAAAGAUUCUUUCACAUAUCCUGUAUUUCAAGCUGGUCCCAGAAUAUGUUUGGGGAAAGAUAUGGCUUUUAUGCAGAUGCAAAGUGUGGUGGCUGGGAUUCUUCGGCGGUUCGCGGUUGUUCCUACGGUGGCUGAAGGGGUGGAGCCCAACUUCAUUUCCUUCCUUACCUCCCAGAUGGAAGGUGGUUUUCCUGUCAAGAUCGUUGAGCGGGAAACCUCAGAUUCCAUUUUAAUAUGCUUCAUUCGUUUAUGCUUAANGCUAUCGAAGAACCCUCGAGUGGAGAAGGAGAUUGUGAAUGAGAUAUUGGACAAAUCGGAGGCUGCGGUUUACGAUGAAGUGAAGCAUAUGGUUUACACGCAUGCAUCAUUGUUCGAGAGCAUGAGACUGUACCCACCGGUGCCCACGGACACCAAGGAAGCGGUGGAGGACGACGUUUUGCCGGAUGGGACGGUGGUGAAGAAGGGGUCGCUGGUGACUUAUCACGUGUACGCCAUGGGGAGGUUGGAGAGUAUUUGGGGUGAGGAUUGGGCAGAGUUUAAGCCAGAGAGGUGGUUAGAGAAGCUUGAAUCCGGAAAGUGGAAGUUUGUGCCAAAAGAUUCUUUCACAUAUCCUGUUUUUCAAGCUGGUCCCAGAAUAUGUUUGGGGAAAGAUAUGGCUUUUAUGCAGAUGCAAAGUGUGGUGGCUGGGAUUCUUCGGCGGUUCGCGGUUGUUCCUACGGUGGCUGAAGGGGUGGAGCCCAACUUCAUUUCCUUCCUUACCUCCCAGAUGGAAGGUGGUUUUCCUGUCAAGAUCGUUGAGCGGGAAACCUCAGAUUAA